AUGAAGAUGAUAGAGGAGAUCCAGGGCCCCGAUGGCCAGCCUGGAUACCAACAUGUCCUGAAGCUGGCCACGGCCCUGGUGGAAGUCAGGAGCCUUCAGGGGCUCUCAGACACCAGGGUAGACAGACUCAUCCUGCUCUGGGAUCGCCUGCCAGAGCAGGACAAGCGGAGAGUUGUCUACCCUCCCAGACACCGGGAGAGGCUGCACACGGGGCGGUUCAAGGCAGCCAAGGGGAAGAACACCUCCUGUCCUGGGAAGGAGAGUCUCCAACGCUGCCUGCUCGGACAGACCUCGGGCCCUGCAAGCUGGCCCAGCACCAGCCGCCUGGUGGAGGCCAUUUGCAGCCAGCUCUGCCGUCUCCACCCCGCAGCCACGCGGUUCGGGGGGACCACAAGGACUCGGUGGUCCCUCAUCCUCUCGGACUACGUGGCCAUUAGAGAGGCAGUGCUGGCCAGCCCGAGGUUGAUGGCUCAGACAGACAUCCAGCUCUUUGAGCUUAAUCAAAGGACCCUGUCCCAGUGGUGAGUUUCACGCAAACACAUUCUGUUUGUUGUGUAAUCUGAACUGUGACUGAAUUCAAGACACUAAAAACUGUCUGUGUUUGUCUGUCAGGUACUGCCGGAGGCAGAAGAGAGGGGGGAGGCUGUGCUGGAGCAGGGGACAGGCCUCGUCUCUGCUCCAGCCGUGUCGGCGCACCUCUGCCUCCGGCAAAAGGGCUGUCCUGUGUCCAGGUGGGACAAGGGUCCUUUCAUUUCCACGUCCCAGAGGAGCAGCCUGGGCCCUCAGGGCAAGGACUGCCGCCCCCUCCUCCAGGCCACACUGUGGACCAGCCCGGGACCUCAGCUCUCCCUCGUCCUCCUCCUCCAUUCGCCCCUACCACUCGGCGUCUUACCCCUAUUGCUCCUCGUCCUCCUCCCCAUCUCGCCCCUUCCGCUCCGCCUCCUCCUCCACUCGCCCCUGCCACUUGGCGUCUUCCCCCGCUUGCUCCGCGUCCUCCUCCUCCACUUGCCCCUGCUGCUCCGCCUCCUCCUCCACUCGCCCCUGCCGCUCGGCGUCUUCCCCCGCUUGCUCCGCGUCCUCCUCCUCCUCCACUUGCCCCUGCUGCUCCGCCUCCUCCUCCACUUGCCCCUGCCGCUCAGCCUCCUCCUCUUCCUGGAGCGCAGCGGGUACCCAGGACAACAGCCUUCAGGAAGAGGAAGGCGGCCGAGGCUGUAGCGGCAGGGGAGUCAAAGUCAAAGGCCCGUCGGCAGUCGGCACAGUACACCUGCAGCAGGUGUGGCCA
This is a messenger RNA of Larimichthys crocea (large yellow croaker), 1282 nucleotides long. RefSeq lists its product as uncharacterized. The record is from RefSeq and is a predicted model, not a curated record. NCBI's taxonomy places the organism in Eukaryota, Metazoa, Chordata, Actinopteri, Sciaenidae. The coding region runs from base 1 to 525 and encodes 174 amino acids. The transcript has 3 exons.